Molecule: messenger RNA, 609 nt
Organism: Balaenoptera musculus (blue whale)
Lineage: Eukaryota; Metazoa; Chordata; Mammalia; Artiodactyla; Balaenopteridae
Product: cell division cycle-associated protein 4-like
Exons: 1
Coding region: 1-609 (202 amino acids)
Cellular component (GO): nucleus
Molecular function (GO): transcription regulator activity
Source: RefSeq, a predicted model, not a curated record
AUGUUUGCUCGAGGGCUGAAGAGGAAGCGCGCGGAGGACGAGGAGGCCGCGCCCGCCUACAGCCUGCAGCGCCAGUCACUCCUGGACAUGUCGCUGGUCAAGCUCCAGCUGUGCCACGUGCUGGUGGAGCCCAACCUGUGCCGUUCAGUUCUCAUCACCAACACGGACCUGCAGAUUCAAGAGGAGAUGACCCAGGAUGGGAGAUGGUGCGUGCCAGUGCCCCAGACCGCGGGGCGGGCGUCGCGCGACCUCCUAGUAUCCACGGAGAUCCUGUGCUGCUGCGCGUGGGAGGGGGUGCACCCGGCCCCUGACCCCGGAGACCUGGCCUCUGAGUUCCAAGUGGUCCCAGCGGUACAGGCUCCCGGAGGCUCUCCGGGUGGCGUCUGGGGCAGGGACGGUCCUCGAGAAAACAGAGGAAGCUUUCAUAAGUCGCUCGAUCAGAUAUUUGAAACACUGGAGAGUCAAAGCCCCGGUGCAGUAGAGGAACUGUUUUCCGACGUGGACGUCUCUUACUACGACCUGGACGCUGUGCUGACUGGCAUGCUGGGCGGUGCCAAGUUGAUCCAGGACGGGCUGGACCUUGUGGUGGAUAUCCUGGUGGAGACCUGA